This is a messenger RNA of Orbilia oligospora ATCC 24927, 5073 nucleotides long. RefSeq lists its product as uncharacterized. Gene Ontology annotation, biological process: nucleoside metabolic process. The record is from RefSeq and is a predicted model, not a curated record. Gene Ontology annotation, molecular function: protein binding; catalytic activity. The transcript has 4 exons. NCBI's taxonomy places the organism in Eukaryota, Fungi, Ascomycota, Orbiliomycetes, Orbiliales, Orbiliaceae. Bases 1 to 5073 code for a protein of 1690 amino acids.
AUGGAGGAUCGCAUACAGCUUUCCCGCAAAGAGUACACUAUCGGGUGGCUCUGUUCUCUACCGGAGAGCGAGCUGAUAGCCGCCAGAUCAAUGCUGGACGUCCGGCAUAAAAAAUGCGAAUUACCCUCUGACGACGAGAAUUUAUACACCUACGGCUCUAUCAGCGGACAUAAUAUUGUGAUCGCGUGUAUGCCACCCGGCAUACCAAGGACAAGCUCCACCACGAAGCUUGUGCAACCACUAUCUCGGAACUUUCCAAAUAUGCGAAUAUAUUUAUUCAUAGGAAUCGGUAGCGGUAUACCCCGUGACCCGAUUCCUGAAGAUUCCCAAGAUGAUAUUCAUCUAGGUGACGUUGUCGUUGGCUGGAAUAAACGACCCGGAAUUCCAUCUAUUGUCCAAUGCAACUUUCAAAGACUGGAAAUAGGCGAGGAUGAGCAUAUAGGGAGCCUCGAUAAACCAGACCGCCGCCUGUUAAAUGCACUUACAACAUUACAAAAGAAUCAUUCUAACGGAAGAACAGAAUUCGCCGAACAUCUCAAAAGGAGUCGAUACUCACACCCAGGCCUAGAAAAAGAUCACUUGUACGAGUCGACAUAUAACCAUAUUGUCGGCGGCAGCGCAUGUUCAAUGUGCGACCUUUACCGCUUGGUGGAUCGACCCAAAAGGAAUACUAAAGAUCUAGUAUUCCAUCUGGGAACAAUUUUGUCAGGAAAUUCUGGUAUCAAAAAAUCGAAUACGAGAGACCAGCUAUCUAGACGGUUUCACGAUGCUCUUUGUAUCGAAACAGAAGCCUUCGGUGCCAUGGGCGACAAGCUUUACUUGAUUGUGCGAGGCAUCAGCGACUACGCCGACUCUCAUAAAAAUAGGACAUGGCAGCCUUAUGCUGCGACGGCGGCAGCCGCUCUCGCGCGGGAGCUUUUAUACACAAUUGAGCCUCUAUCGACAGGAAUAAAUGAUUUAUGGAAACCAGAGGAAUACCAUGUUCCUCUCGGCCUCCCGACUUCAAGAGAUCUCAAUUUCAAGGGAAGGGAGGAUAUAUUUGCGAAAAUUCGGAGAUCUUUCUGGUCAAGCAACUCUUCAAUUGAACCUCUAGUUCACAGCCUCGGUCGCAGAGUAGUAUCUUUAUGCGGCCUUGAUGGAAGUGGGAAAACACAUACGGCUCUUGAAUACGCAUAUAGAUACUCGAACGAAUACUCUGCAAUCUUUUGGCUCAACGCCACAAGCAAGAUAGAACUAGAAAAGAGUGCUAGGCAGGCGAUAUGGUCUAUCAUCAAUGUUAACACCAGAAAUGCGGAUACGGAUACACUGGAAGACUCGAAUCAAACUUACUUUCGCAUUGCUCACUCUCUAGGUCUCGAUGGCAAGGGCAUUGCAUCUGAUGAAACCCUGAUGGGAGCGGCGAUCGAGUCAUCGCCUAUCAAAUGUCUCAACCACUGGCUGUGCCGCGGGUCUAACUCAAGAUGGCUACUUAUACUAGACAACUACGAUGACCCGGCGGCUUGUGCAGAGGUUCUCGAUAGUCUAUUGCCUGUUGAUAUCGGACAUGUUCUUAUCACAAGCCGACUACAGAACUCCUACGGCUCGUGUACGGACAUUGAAAUGUUCGCAGGUAUGGAACAACAAGAGGCUGUGGAAUUGCUUCAUCAGAUCUCAGGAAAAAGGGCCACAACGGAAGAGCACCAAACUGUUCUCGCUAUCGUCGACUCGGUAGGCAAGCUUCCGCUCGCGAUAGAGCUUAUUGGUGCCUAUAUACGCAAAUACUCGGUGCCAUUUAACUCAUAUGCGGAAAGCCUCGAAGGGAAUCUCAAAGAACGUCUUGGCAAAAUUCAUGCUGUUUGCGAAAUAUCGUUCCGGAAGUUGACUCGGGAGGCAAAGAAUAUGAUUCAAUUGCUAUCUUUGAUGGGGAAUGAAGAUAUCCCUUAUAAAUUUCUCGAAGCGGGUCGGGAGGUCGUGAACUGGAUGGGAUCAACUCGAAAUGCCUUAAACAAAACUAUAGGAGAGCUACUAUCUCUCCGUCUCAUUAGCGAAAGGCACGAUAAUGGCUAUUAUAUCCACCCCUUAGUGCACCGGUGGGUCCGAGACUAUACAGACAACGCAACUUUCAAGAACUCUCUCCUCGUCGUCAACAUCGUUACCUCUACCUUCGUUUUUGGGGAUGGGCGAACUCAAUCUCAGUCAGCGUACCAGUACCGCAUUCUUCCGCAUAUCGAAUGCUGCUCAGAAAUCUUCUUCAAGUAUCUAGCCCCCCAAAGCGGCGCCGCAGUUAACGACAAGAGCAAGAGAAUCGCUUAUAAUCUUGCACGGAUGUAUACCAACCUAGGUAAUAUACCCAAGUCAAGCGCCAUAUACGAACGAAGCCUUCAAAAUGCAACUGGGCACCCUUCCUGUCUCGAGCUGAAAAUGAUGGAUGCCCUUGGAGUAAGUCUCAGACUGCAAGGCGAAUACGACAAAGCGUUGAGAUGGUGUACACGAGCGCUCGACGGAACAAAAUCUCAAGGUGGGAAUGAUAGUUCGGAGUCGCUUAUCAUCACCACUCAUAUCGCUGCCAUACUUCGAGCAAGGGGAGAUUACUCUGAGUCCAUAGCAAGAUACAGGUGGGUUUUAGAACGGCAAGAGGAGAAGAUAGGAUAUCUCCACCCUCAAACACUAGAGACGCGACACCAGCUUGCCGGCGCACUUAUCAGCUCUGCGGAAUAUGUGGAAGCCCUAGACCUACUAGAACAAGUCCAGGAGGAGAAAGAAAAGAGGCUUGGAAAAUACCAUCCCUCGGUCCUGGAAAUAAUUGACAAUAUCGCCACAAUUCUUGAAGCACAAGGAUCCUACGACGAAGCUCUGAGGUAUUAUAAACUCGCUUACGAAACCAGAGCACAUAUACUGGGCGAAAAUCACUAUUCGACGCUUAGGAGCAAGAGCGGAAUCGCUUGUAUUUACGAAAGACUAGGGCAGUACGAAGAAUGCCUCGCACAAUAUGGGGGGGUGCUGGAACAACUUGAAAGCAUGUUUGGGGUAGGAGAAGACCACCCUUGGGUUCUUCGUACAUUCUCCAAUCUAGCGGAUGUGUUGGUGUGUUUGGAAAGAUAUAACGAGGCGGAGAAACUAUACCGAAAGGCGUACGUAGGUCUCAGGAGAUUGCCAAUGAGAGUCGAUGGAGAAAUACAGAUAGCAGAAAAAAUUGCUGGACUGUUAAGAGAUCAAGGUCAAUAUAAGGAGGCUUUACAAUGGUCAAAGGAAGUGGAGCUUGGGUACCAAAAGGAACAGGGCGAAGGCAGCGAAUUACUCCUUGCGGCAAAGUCCUGUACCGCCAGCAUACAUGCUCUCGAGGGAGACUACGAAACAGCGCUAGAUAUAUAUGGGCAAGUUUUCAAGAGCUAUGAAAAGAAGCAAGGCAAAACAUGUUACGUUGAGGCUCUUUGGACGGAAUUGUCGAUGGGUAAGAUUUUGAUAUACCAGGCGAAACACCAGGAGGCAUUCGAACUCCUUGCCCGUGCAGAGGAAGGAUUUUCAAGCCUCGUUGGGCCGGAUCACUAUCAUACCCUUGAAGCAGCUGAAUUUAGAAAUCAAGCCAUUCGCAAAAUAGAUGAGGAGUUCCGACAAAGACAGAAAGAAGAGGAAAUCCGGCGAGAGGAAGCAAGGAAGUUACGGGAAGAAGAAAGGAUAAUACGAGAGCAAGAGGCGGAACGAAAGCUACGAGAGCAAGAAGCAAAGCAGAGACUGCAAGAAAAGGAAGCAGAACGGAAAAUACAAGAGAAGGAAGCUGAGCGGAAAUUAAGAGAGCAGCUAGAACAGGUAUUGCGAAACCAAGAAGAGGAAAGGAGGCUACAGAGGCAACAAGAGCAAAAACUGCUAGAGCUAGAGGCAGCUCGAAAAUUGCGAGAGGCGGAAGCAGCUCAGAAGCUAAGAGAGCAGGAAGCGGCUCAGAAGCUGAGGGAGCAGGAAGCGGCUCAGAAGCUGAGAGAGCAAGAAGAACAGAAGCUACAACAGCAAGAAAGAGAGCAGAGAUUGAGAGAAAAAGAAGUAGAACGAAAGUUACAAGAACGGGAAGAAGCGCGGAAGCUACAAGAACAGGAAAAAGAGCGAAAAUUGCAAGAACGGGAAGAAGAGCGAAAAUUACAAGAACGGGAAGCAAAAAGAAAACUACGAGAACAGGAAGAAAAGAGGAAACUACAAGAAGAAGAAGAAGAAAGAAAGUUACGAGAAGAGGAAGAAAAGAGGAAGCUACAAGAAGAAGAAGAAGAAGAAGAAAGAAAGAUACGAGAGGAGGAAGAAAGGAAGAAACUAAGAGAAGAGGCAGAAAAGAGGAAACUACGAGAAGAGGAAGAAAGGAAGAAACUACGAGAGGAGGAAGAAAAGAAGAAAUUAAGAGAGGAGGAAGAAAGGAAGAAACUAAGAGAAGAGGAAGAAAAGAGGAAACUAAGAGAGGAGGAAGAAAAGAGGAAACUACAAGAAGAGGAAGAAAGGAAGAAACUACGAGAUGAGGAAGAAAGGAAGAAACUAAGAGAGGAGGAAGAAAAGAAGAAACUACGAGAGGAGGAAGAAAAGAGGAAACUACAAGAAGAGGAAGAAAAGAAGAAACUAAGAGAGGAGGAAGAAAAGAGGAAACUACAAGAAGAGGAAGAAAGGAAGAGUUUACGAGAAGAGGAAGAAAGGAAGAAACUACGAGAAGAGGAAGAAAGAAAGAGUUUACGAGAAGAGGAAGAGAGGAAGCUGCGAGAACAGGAAGAAAAAAGGAAACAGCGAGAAGAAGAAUUAAAAGAGAAAUUGCAAAAAGAAGAAUUAGAGCGGGAGUUUCGAGAUCAGGAAGAAAAAAGGGUGCAAGAAAAAGAGCUAAUGUUGCGACAUCAGGAAACGGAACGGAAGUUGCGUGAAGAGGAAGAAGAAAGAAGGCUGCAAAGACAACAAGAAGAAAGGAAGUUGCUGCACCAGGAUGAAAAAGAAAAAACGCAUAGACGACAGGAGGAAGAAGAAAAGGAAGAGGAAGAGAGGAAACGAUGGCAGGAGGAGAAGGAGAAAGAGGUUCGGAAAAGCAAGAAAAAGUGGAAAUGGGGUCGGUUGAAUUGCUUUAAGGAAUAUUGA